Penicillium longicatenatum is the source of this 2208-nucleotide messenger RNA. RefSeq lists its product as uncharacterized. Gene Ontology annotation, molecular function: actin binding. The transcript is spliced from 3 exons. Bases 1 to 2208 code for a protein of 735 amino acids. NCBI's taxonomy places the organism in Eukaryota, Fungi, Ascomycota, Eurotiomycetes, Eurotiales, Aspergillaceae. The record is from RefSeq and is a predicted model, not a curated record. Gene Ontology annotation, biological process: actin cytoskeleton organization.
AUGGCUGCGUUGGUUCAAACUAUCCCGCAACAGACUGGCACGGCUCCUGUGCUUCAGACGCGUCCUUCCUCAUCCUCGGGCACCUUUGGUUCGUCCUCCAACCAGCAUCCUGCCCGGUUUCAGAACAUGUCGUGGAGUGGUUUCAAUGCCGGCAAUUCGGGCAGCUAUCGAGCAGGUCACCCGGUUGUGGCUCCCUACGCUUUUCCUCCAAACCCGACUCAUGCCCCCAAUGCUCAACAACACCGCCAGUCUUGGUCCCCUCAUCUCCGCCCUGAGCACCGCACCUUCUCUGCCCCUACCAUUCACGGGCCAUCCCAUAUGGCUCAGCCCGGGGCCACCUCCCGAGUCGCCAAUCCUGCAGCUGGUUCUGUAUCGACUUCUUCCAACUCUUCAUUCAACUCCUAUGUCUCCAAGGACGACAGUGUCAUCCCCUCGCGCCAACCGAGAGCGGACCAGCCUCUUCGUCCUUUAUCCACCGCCAACCUCCCCCCUCCCUCUGUCAUGACCAUCUCCUCUCCCAGCGGCUCCGUCAAGCCCUCUCCAAAUCGUUACCGUCGUUCGAAUCAACGCUCUCAAUCUCCAGCGCCCGCGCCCACACCGGUAUCUACGUCAGCUUCGGCAUCUGAUGACCAGGUAAACACAGCCUCUGCCCCCAGACCGGUCCUACGAUCCAACGGGCAUAACCGCUACUCAAGUGUGGAUGAUUCGUCCCAUGCGGAACGUCCACAGCUAGAACCUGCAAAGCGAUACCGCCGGAGAAGUAUGGGAACUAUGGAUCCAGGCUCGUACCCGAACCUCCAACUACAACUACCGAUACCAUCCUCGCCACAGACAGGUCCUUAUGACUUUAUCGCUUUUGAUACGAACCAACCACGACCACAGUCGGCCCAUUCACAGAAAGGCAGCUCGCACUCGGCGCAGUCUUCUGUUUCAUCGACACGAGAGGGGGCUGCGGCGGAUUCCAGCUCCACUGCUAAGCCGGAAGAGAAGCGAGUGAGCAAGCCCUCCCCGCUAUCCCAACCAGCUUCGACAUCGGCCAAAUCUCCACCGACCGAGUCCAGUUCCAAAGCUCCACCUGCCGCUUCGUCUCCACCAACGGACUCCCCGGCGGCAAAGCGCCUGGCAGAGAUUAAGAAUGACCCCAAGCGUCCUGGCAAGUCUCGCCUGAGACGUGCUUUCUCUUUCGGUAGUGCAUCCGAGCUUCUCAAGGCAUCUUCACAGACUAAGCGUGAAGCAAUCGCUGCGGAGAAGGCGCGCCGAGAGGCCCUGCGAGAGGAAUUGGGUGACGAACAAGCUGCAAUUGCCGAGCAGCAAGAAGCUAUGGGACUGGGUGAAAGCAUCUAUACCCAUCAAGGAGGUUUCUUUUCUGGGUCAACAGAUGCGCUUUCAAUUUCCUCGACCGCUUCAUCAGCCUCCAUGAUGCUCCGCAAAAUGGGCAAAGGUAUGAAGAAGUCCACUCGAUCUUUAGUGGGUCUCUUCCGACCAAAGUCCGUCGCCAGUAUCAACUCGGUCGAAGGGGCUGCCGAGCCGAUGUCCCUACCCCAGAUCUCCGUCGUGAAUGUGGAGGCGGAGCGUGAGAUUGUAGUCAACCCCGACCCGAUGGAAAUGCCCAAGGGCGGCACCGUCUUCCCCAAGGUGGAGCCUGCUGGUUCCGAAGUUCGCAGGUCCGCUUCUAUUCGCGAAAGGGAAAGAGUCGUCUCCGAUUCCUCUCAGUCUCGAAAGAGCAUCGUCGGGGGCGACCGAGAGCGGGCAGAAGUUUUGGCGGCGGUUCGAAAGGGUAUUCUAAAGAAAACCCAUUCCGACUAUGGUGUCUCCUCGCCCGCCAAUGCAUUGAACAGCAGUGACUCGCCCCAUUCCAGUGCCCCGCCUACGCCAGACGAGUCAUCUCGACCAAGCCCCCGCCCGACGGAGCAGGUAACAAUUGCCGGUGAGGACUAUUUCCUUUCUGGUGGGGGUCGGUACACAAGUAGCGACACCAAAAGCGCUCCCAUGACUCCUCAGUCGGUUAGCGGUCGGAAUAUCGUGUUCAGCCCUCGCAUUCAGUUUCACGAGACCUGGCCAAGUGGCGAGUACGAUCGUCGCGGAGAAAUCGCGACUUGUAAUCGCCUGACUCCUCUCCUAGCUCAGCAAAUUCGGGAGGAGAUCAAUAACUUCAAAAUGGAGAUGGAGGUUCACGAAAACUCCAAGAUCUACACACACUUUAUCUGA